Messenger RNA from Striga asiatica, 669 nucleotides. The record is from the annotation of a GenBank genome assembly. NCBI's taxonomy places the organism in Eukaryota, Viridiplantae, Streptophyta, Magnoliopsida, Lamiales, Orobanchaceae.
AUGGCAUACAUUGGUGUAGUUUUCCUUGGAGUUUCCCUUGGAGUUUUCAUUUCGCUUGUUUCUGGUUUUGAGUUAUCAACCUCAUCACGUGUCACCGAAACUGGGCUUGACGCCAUUUCUGGGGGCGACAAAAACGAGUUAUUUGCAACCGAGGCUAAUGCUUCUAGGCCAGAUGAAUUUACAUCAUUUGCUGUUGACUAUGGUUAUCUAACAACUGUAACUAUUAAGGGGGACAAAAAAGAAUCAGAAACAGAAAAGAAAACCAAGGUUGUCCAAAACUGGGAGCAUCUGUCUGCGGCAGAGGCAUUUGCUGGGCUGUGGGGCCCAUAUUCAUUUGUUGUUGGCCACCAGAUGAUGAUAACACCUGAUUAUUUUUUUAAGACACGGGAAAUCAAUACAUUUGCUGCUGUACGUGAGCUGACAUCACUGGCUGCGCGAGUGACGGGCCUUGACCCGGCCCAGGCCUUUGAAUUGGCGGUGGAUGUAAUUGCUGAGGUGGCACUGCUUGAGGAUACUGAGGAUGAGGUGGCAUCCCCAUGUUUGAAUGUCCGCCUGUCUGAAACUGUGAGGGAGCCACCGGAACAAAUGGCGGCAGCGGUGGUGGUAGAACCACAGGUCGAAACUGAAAAAUACAAAAGCAUGCUUAUAACUUUCAAACGCCUAGGUUGA